AUGAUUCAUAGCUAUUUCUCUUUUUUUAAACAACAAACCCAUUUUUCUUCCGUACUUAAACAGGCUUCAAAUGAAAAUAAAUUAGAUGUACUCUUAAUUCAAAAUAGUACACCUUUACUGAUACGUUCAUCACCUGAAAGUAUCGGUUGGGAUAUUAUUCUACGACGUAAUUUUCUACAGUUGAAUAGUAAUAAUAAUACUGAUGAAGGCAGUCUAAUUCGUGGUUCAUUAGCAGCACGUGAUUUCCUUGUGGCUUGUGUUUAUCGUGGUGCUGAAGUUGGUGGUCUACGGGAUUUAUAUCAUUGGGCUGGAUUGGGAACAAGUGCUGGUGGACAUUUUUAUUCAUUUCCAGAUAGUUUAUGGCCUGAUACGUUAGCUGGUCAACAAUCUGCUCAAAUGGUGACUGAAGAGAAAUUGACUCAUUUUAAUCGUCUUCCGAGUAAUAUACGCCCUGAUUACACAAAAUUGGGUAUAUCUCAUCCAUUCACCUAUCCUUGGUCUGAACUGAUUGUGCAGUAUGCCUCAGGAAUAGUAAAACCUACAGAUACGACUGCUACUACUACUACGAUGACGCCGACUUCUAGUUUUCCUACGAAUGAGCUGACAUCAACAACAACAAGUACUGAUAACACUGAUGUAGCUGGUAAAAUUACCAUUGAUGAAAAUAACUGGUUUGUUCUACGUGAACCAGCUUUAUUACGUUUAGUUGUGCACAGAAUGAUAACUGGUGACAAUCGGGCUAAAUUAUCUAUACAACAGUCGUACAAUUAUAAUCCAUCACUUUUAAACGCACUAAUUCUAGUUUAUUUGAAAUCUGAACAACGUGGUGUUCCACAGUCCUAUGCACGUAUUUAUGCAUUUUAUGAUAAUUCAAGAAAGACAAGCAUUCAUCAUCAGAUCCAAUCAAAUCGUAGUGAUGAUGAUGAUGAUAAGAAAUCGAAUCAGCAACAAAUGCCUCCUCCUCGUUAUCUCCUUGGUUAUGUACAAGAUGGUGGAUACGGUCAAUCGAUUGGUCGUGGAAUUGGUCUAGGCUUUAUCAGUUUAAGUGCUUUAUCGAAUGCAUUAACUCAAACUGACAAUAAUAAUAAGAUAAUAAAAUAUUGUAUUCAAAAUUCGACAUCAAUGCAAUAUUAUAAUGUUAAACUGUCAGUAGUUAUUUGA
Trichobilharzia regenti is the source of this 1161-nucleotide messenger RNA. The record is from the annotation of a GenBank genome assembly. Lineage: Eukaryota; Metazoa; Platyhelminthes; Trematoda; Strigeidida; Schistosomatidae.